Molecule: messenger RNA, 1156 nt
Organism: Cynara cardunculus var. scolymus (artichoke)
Lineage: Eukaryota; Viridiplantae; Streptophyta; Magnoliopsida; Asterales; Asteraceae
Product: mitochondrial phosphate carrier protein 1, mitochondrial-like
Exons: 6
Coding region: 82-1002 (306 amino acids)
Biological process (GO): mitochondrial phosphate ion transmembrane transport
Cellular component (GO): mitochondrial inner membrane
Molecular function (GO): phosphate transmembrane transporter activity
Source: RefSeq, a predicted model, not a curated record
UAACAUAAACCCUAAAAAGUCGCCUGAACAUUGAAGAUCUUCUGGGUUUUAAUGGAUACGGGGUUUCUUUGAACAAGGGGAAUGAAUGAUUUCAGGAAAAAAUUGGGGGUGGAAGGAGGUGGGUAUCGUUAUUACGGGAUAUGCACCGCCGGCGGAAUGUUCAGUGCCGGCGCCACCCAUCUCGCCGUCACCCCUCUCGAUGUCUUGAAGGUCAAUAUGCAGGUGAAUCCAAUCAAGUUUCACAGUAUUGCGUCGGGUCUGAAUAUUCUAUGGAAAGAAGAAGGCCCUUCGUCUCUAUGGAGAGGUUGGUCUACAAAACUAUUCGGCUAUGGUGUUCAAGGUGGAUUCAAGUUCGGUCUCUAUGAAUUCUUUAAAACAUGUUACUCAGACGUGUUGACGGGCGAAAGGCCAAGUGUCGUAUUUUUCCUCAGCAGUGCAUCUGCUCAAGUAUUUGCCGAUAUGGCGCUUUGUCCGUUUGAAGCUGUCAAAGUUCGUGUUCAAACGCAGCCCAAUUUCGCAAAGGGAUUGUCUGAUGGCUUCCCGAAACUAUAUGCACUAGAAGGACUUUCUGGCUUUUACAAGGGACUCCUUCCGCUUUGGGGGCGUAAUCUUCCAUUCUCGAUGAUCAUGUUUUCAACAUUUGAGCAUUCAGUCGACCUUAUUUACCGCAAGUUUGUUCAGAAGAGAAAGGAAGAAUGUUCAAGGACUCAACAACUAGGGGUGACGUGUUUGGCAGGGUAUACUGCCGGAGCCGUGGGUACUGUAAUUUCAAAUCCAGCCGAUAACAUAGUGUCGACUCUAUAUAACAAAAAGGCCAACACGGUGCUGCAGGCUGCAAGGAGCAUUGGGCUCGUAAAUUUGUUCACUAGAAGUCUUUCUAUAAGAGUUGCACUCGUGGGACCUGUUGUGACGCUCCAAUGGUUUUUCUACGAUACCAUUAAAGUGUUUAACGGACUGCCAACAAGUGGAGGGCUUAGCAGAGGUAUAGAAGGUGCUGCAUGAAGAAACUUAUAAUCAUCAAGAAGAAGCAGAUGCGGUUAUAUGCCACCCCCCAUGUCGAUAUUGGCAUUCCGUUUUUGGAAAUGGGGAUUUGAUGGGUGCGUUUAUUGCUUACCCGAAGUCGUUAAACGGCCAUUUCGUAUCAAACUCGAUAACA